This is a messenger RNA of Dermacentor silvarum, 1617 nucleotides long. RefSeq lists its product as uncharacterized. NCBI's taxonomy places the organism in Eukaryota, Metazoa, Arthropoda, Arachnida, Ixodida, Ixodidae. The record is from RefSeq and is a predicted model, not a curated record. The transcript has 8 exons. Bases 787 to 1617 code for a protein of 276 amino acids.
CGAAUGAGAGAGGAGAGGGCAGAACGCGUGGUAGUAGUCGGGCCCGCUACUCGUGUACCAGCGAGUGGAAGGCGCUACACUGUCGCCGGCGCUCCUGGAGCGAGGAGAGCCUCGAUCGUCGCGCUCGUCGGAGCGCUUGUUGGAAAAGCGCGCGCGGCGGUUUCAGUUCGCUAUCUCGAGGCCGGGGACUUCCCGGGGAAACGAGCCCGCGCUUUCGUUCGUGCUCGUCUGUGCGCCGACCGACGCAGGCGGGCUUUUGAAAACGAGACACGCUGGAGGGAACGCGACAAGGUGUCUCUCUCCUGUCUUGCGACCAGCGAAGUCCAGGCCUGCCAGGUGUUUGUGCUGAAGGUUUUGAAGAGGAUCGCUGAGGCACGAUUGUGUGCGUCUUCUCUUCGAUUCUGUGGGGCGGAGGAGAAAAAGCUGCUCCAUCCGACUAGUGCCGCAGUUACGGCGUGCAGCCAAUUUCCUCGCCGUCUCCAGUGAACAUUGUGCCGUACUGUUUGAGGAACUUCUGUCCCCUGGAGCGGUGCACGGUGUGUGACCAGGAAGCUCUUCAGCUUCUGAAGAGGUUCGCCACUAAAAGAGAGGAGGAUCCAGUGGCACGCAACCGGGGCUUGCUCGCACAGGAACGCCUACCAGACUAACCAAACAUCAGGCGAAGAAAGCGUAUUGCUGCAGUGAGAAGACGUGAUCUUGUGACAGGGUGCCGGGAGGAGGAGGAGAAGAAGCGCCUGCAUGAAGGAGAACUGAGCAAGAACCCGGCGCCAGGCCCAGGCCGAUCUGAUGUCAUGGCGGGCCCUUGCCAGAGGCCUACGGGCGCUAAGGCCAGUCGCGCGGGGCAUCCUCAUCGCCUGGCUACACGGCUUCGUGACCACCGUAUCCGCCGUGAAGCUGGUCAACGUGGACAUCCCGUCCCCGACCACGCUGGGCGAGACGGUGGGUCUGAGCUGCAUCUACGAGUUGAAUGGCGAUCGCCUCUACUCGGUCAAGUGGUACAAGAACGACGUCGAGUUCUACCGCUUCGUGCCUAACGACUGGCCGCCGGGACAAUUCCUGCCUCUGCCGGGCGUCGACGUGGACCUGGCACGAUCGGGGCGGACGUCGGUCUAUCUGCGUAACGUGAACCUACACAGCGCCGGUACAUACCGGUGCGAGGUGUCUGCGGAGGCUCCUUCCUUCGACACUGUCGGCGGCCAGAAGGACAUGGCCGUGCUAGUACUUCCGACCGAGGGCCCGCGCAUCACGGGCGGCCAGGCGCAGUACCGCAUCGGCGACACCGUGAGCGUCAACUGCACCUCGGCCAAGUCCAAGCCCGCCGCCACGCUGCGCUGGUACGUGAACGACGUGGCCGUGGCCGGCGCCGACGGCACCACCGAGUACUCGACCACGCUGCACGCCGAUGGCCUGGAGACGGCCUCGCUCGGCCUGCGCUUCGUGCUCACCGAGGACCACUUCCGGGGCGGCAACAUGAAGCUCAAGUGCACCGCCACCAUCUCCAGAGUCUACACCAUGAGCAACGAGGAGCUCGUGUUCGGGUCUUCCUCGUCCUCCGGAGGCCGCCACCAGAAGUCCGGACUCCACAUCAGCGAGAACACGAGCCGAGGUCCCAAGUAG